CAGAAUCUUGUUGUAUGUGUCUUUGGGUUCCAAGAUUAAGCUGGGCACUGACCUGGGAAGAUACUCCGGUUCCUUCCAGCUAUGUAAUAGGACAAAUGAUGAAGAUGGUCAGUGAAAACCAGAAGAUCUGUUUUUAAAUUGAGAUAAUCAAGUGGAGGCAUCAAAGAAUAAAAGAAGUCAGAUUGCAGACAUAUGGAUGAAACUGAUUUCUCAGAAGACACAACUUCUAAGCAACAGGAUGAAUUGCCAUAUGAUGGGAAAAUUGAUAUGUAUGAGGAUUAUAAUCCAACCUCAAAAAACAUCCUUGAUAUCUCAAAUCCAAGUAUGUUUGCAGUAGAUGACCCUCAAUUAAAGACUAUCCAUACAGAUGCUUGCAGGAAUAAGAAUAAAAUGAUUGAUGGUUCUACCAACAAAAAACAUGACAUGGAGAAACUAUACCUCACAGACCUUCACACUCCAGCUAAUAAAAGAGAUGCUUCCACAUCAGACAUUUCUGAUAGUUUACUUCGUCAUCUUUCCAAAGAGAAAUGCUACAGAAGUCCAGGUAUUACUUGUGAAACUCUCCCGCAGACUUCUAAUGCAGCCAGUUUUGAUGAAAUUACUAAAAAUAUUAUUUUGCAUUAUGCUAAGUAUUACUGGCCAAAAAAACAAACUCCAGGACUCACUGACCAACUCAGCUCCAAGAUGGGUGAUGAAAAUGAUGAUAAACUUUGUUGGUCUUCAACCAUCACAGAAGGAGAUGCCUCUGCUUUCAAAGAGCCAGUGGCUACUGAAGACAGCAAUCAUCAAGAAAACUCAAAAUUUCUAAUUAAAGUUAAAACUCUAAGUGAAAGACCACAGAGUUGCCAAGGGCAGGCACCCCAGAAACAGCGAAUUGAAGAAACAAGUUCAGACAGUGGUCUCAAAGAUGACCAAGGUUGUGCUCAAUGGCCAUUCUCUGAUUUUUUGAAGGUCACUCCCAACGUGAAUAUCCCUAAAAAUAACCUAGUGAAUAGAUCAAGUGGGAAACAACCAAGAAUUCUUCCUAAAUUCAGAGAUAAGUCAGCUAUUAAGCAAGAUAUUUUAGAUAGUAUGUCUAGAACAAAUUAUAUUAAGAAACAAGAUCAGAAAAAGAAAACAGCUGAGUUUUCACAACAGACACAGAUAGAACCUACCUUCCAUAUCCACCAAGAAUAUCUCACAGGAACAGAACCUGAGACAAGUUUCUUUAAGUUGCCAUCAACCUUUCAGAAAGACUAUUCCUCAAGUUCUUACAUAUUUCAAAAGAUAUCCCAAGGGAAACAGAUGUGUGAGGAGUUAAAAGAAAAGACUGACCAACUGAAGACAAAAGUACAAGAAUUUUCCCAGAGCAUAAGACAAGACUCUGCCUAUCAUUUGCAAGAUGGGAGACAGAUCCUGAAGAAACUGCAGGGACAUCUUGACCUUGUGGAGCAGGAGUUUCUGGCCACAAAGGAGGAACAUCUGACUUUGCAGCAGCAAGUCUACAAGCAUGCAAGCCCAGCUGCCAGUGUUUUUGACCCAGAAAGAAAAGUGGAAGGUGAAAUCUUCAACUUGGAGAUGCUGCUUGAAGAUAUUAAGGAGAAAUCUGAUAAAGACAAAUACAUUUCAGCUCCUUCUCUUCCUGUGAGCUCUUCAGUGCUCUUGGAUGCCUUGGCACCCAUGUCUUCUCCACCCUCCAGUGAGGAGGACCCCAACAGCACUUCACCAAGGCAGGACCAUGUAGAGAUCACCAGUCCAAGCUGUGUCUUCUGCCAACAGGUUCUUGAAUGGCAGCAAAAAAUGGAGAAAAAAGACCACAGAAAGAUCAACCGGGGAAAGUUUCCCUUUGUCAUUCCAGAGAAGGCACUGUACUGGGACUCAAUUCUCAAUUCUGACACAGGGCACAGUUGCUAUAAUUAUAGCACUGAACCAAAGAGUAUUAAAUGUGAGAACUGUGGUACUGAGUUUCAUUCUUUCCCAGGAGUCUGCAGCAAAGAACCAUUUCAAGAAUUUCAUUAUAGAUACAAUAUUCCAGGAGAAAGUUACUUAAACCAUGGUAAAAGAAGUACCUUUGGCCAGCUCUGCUUUUUAAAUGAAAAUAAAAAUUCUUCAUCUUCUUGUCCAGAACCUAAAGGGAGCUAUUCCCAGAGAACAAAUUCAAAAUUCUCUCAAGAUAAAUAUGAGCCCCUAUCAGGAGAGAAAAUUCAUAAGCCUUUUGUGACCUACAGUGCAGACCUUGCUACACCCUCACCUCAUUUCCACUCCUGCAAGAUUUCUGGAAGCAAGCCCUUAUGCAACGCUAGCAGCACUAAAAGAAUGGAAUCUGAUACUUUAAACACAUCUUUGGACUAUGCCCUAAGGACAACAACCAUUUUGAAAGAAACUACUGAACAAAUGAUUAAAGCUAUAGCAGAAGAUCUUGCCAAAGUAAAAAGAUGGAGAAAUAGACUAAGGCAUUAGUUUGACUGGUGGACAAGAAUUUGAAAGAAAAAAGCAAAGAACUUUUUCUUUCCACCAUAAAAGUACUUACUUAGUGCACAA
This is a messenger RNA of Erinaceus europaeus (western European hedgehog), 2520 nucleotides long. RefSeq names its product AKNA domain containing 1 (gene AKNAD1). Lineage: Eukaryota; Metazoa; Chordata; Mammalia; Eulipotyphla; Erinaceidae. The transcript has 14 exons. The coding region runs from base 193 to 2439 and encodes 748 amino acids. The record is from RefSeq and is a predicted model, not a curated record.